UUGAUACGAACGCGUCCUUAGCAAACAUGACAAAACUUCAACCCGGCAUGCUUUAAAAGCUGAAGCAUCAAUCGGAUAAGGUACCACUGAUAAUUGAAUUCAAUAUGCCUGAACAACUGACUCUGUACUUACACAAGCUUUCUCCCUACAGCCACAGAAUCGAGCUGGCACUUGCGGAAGCAAACAUCGAGUACAAGGCUUACCAAGUCGACCUCUUCAAUAAACCCAAGUGGUUCGCUGCUCAAGUGAACCCCAUUGGCAAGGUACCCACAAUCACCUACGGUGGUCCAGACGUCGACCCCAAGGACCCAUCCCCUCUAUCAUUCAAACUUGCAGAGUCCAACGUGAUCCUCCAAUUCAUCGCAGAGCUCUACCCAGAGUCCGGACUACUUCCCAAGGACCCUGUAGAGCGCGCUAAAGUACUUUUCUUCAUGGACACCGUGGACCGCCACUUUGAUAAGCCAGGUAACGAGUGGAUGUACGGUCGCACAGAGUCUUAUGACGGGUAUCUCAAAGGGGUCGAAAUAAUCCAGGGGCUUCUGUCGGAGAGUGGCGAGUUCGCCGUCGGAGGUUGUUAUACCAUUGCCGACGCAUGCAUUGCGCCGCUCCUUUCGAGGUUGAAGGUCACCUAUGAGACUGACAUCGGAGCGUUCCCGGUGGGGCAGGGUAUCAAACUCGGGGAAGAGUUGAAAGGGCCCAAGUAUGCCAAAUUUAUGAAGUAUGCGCAGGCCAUGUUGGAAAGGCCGAGCCUGAGGGACACGAACGAUGAGACAUAUCUGGCGGAAACUUGGAAGACAUUGAUUACUGAGCGUCGAGAGUGAGGUGACAGCACCGUAAAACGUAAAAGGCACUCGCAUCUUAUUGAAGAGAAUAUCUCUUGUACCCUGGUUGUGCUUCAUGUGCAGGUGUGAUGAUACCGUACUUGUAUUCAAGAUAACUUUGUAGGACGUGCACCACUGCAUCCAAAUACGUGAUCCUUUAAAUUCAUCGCAAAGCUCUACUGGCUACUCCCCAAGAAACCCGUCGAGUGUGCACGAAAUAACAUGAAUUUCAACGAGCCAAAUGAUAU
Suillus paluster is the source of this 1069-nucleotide messenger RNA. Its product is annotated as thioredoxin-like protein. Bases 105 to 821 code for a protein of 238 amino acids. The record is from RefSeq and is a predicted model, not a curated record. Gene Ontology annotation, molecular function: glutathione transferase activity. The transcript is spliced from 5 exons. Gene Ontology annotation, cellular component: cytoplasm. NCBI's taxonomy places the organism in Eukaryota, Fungi, Basidiomycota, Agaricomycetes, Boletales, Suillaceae.